UGCAUCGACGCCAAUUGCUUCGUAAAAUUCUCAAGCAAGACAGAAAAAGAAAACAAAUGUGAAAGUAAAGCUUUAUAAUUUGGCAUUCUCAUUCCAAACUCAAAAUGAGUGCCUACAAUCGAAAAGUAUUGAAGAAAAUGUGCUCCAGCUCGAGCUUCGAUGCGACCGACUGUGGCAUUGACGAGUCGGGCUACGCAUCCUUUAAAGCGCUGCACAACUCAACCGUGGAGGCGCCAUUUUUAUUUGAUCGCGACUGCGAGACUGAAAACUGUCGCAAUGCAUCCAACACGACUGCAAUCCACUCAAAAUCUGACUACAGUUCGCUGCAAUUUCAAACGCCGGGCAAUCUAUCCAACAACAUGUCCCAAUUCCGCAAAUCCAGUUUUAGUCUGACGGAUGCGAGCGAAGAUGCAAGCAAAUUUUCACAACUGAUGUCCACGAAACGACGUAAAUUGCACUGUCAAGCAAUGGCGCACCACAGCAGCCCCAAGAAAUCAAAAAAGAAACUAUUUCCACUGCCGGCGCAGCUGUCCAUCUGCCGUACCCGCUACUACGAUGGCAUCGAGCAGCUGGAUAUCGUUGGCAAGCUGAGCAAUACGCAGCCAGCGUUGGAGUGCAUACUGCAACAUGUUGGCUCGCACACGCUGGACGUAAUGACUCGGGUGUCCGAGUGCUGGGCACUGGCAGUGCAGAAGAGCCAGCGUGCGAUGGAGCGACUGCGCAAUCAUCGCUUCAAGCUCAGCCUGAGCAAGGAGAACGCUGGCAGUCAUCCGCGGAUGAAAGGCCAUCCGAUGCAGUCGAAAAAACAAAUUGCAGUGCCAUUCAACCCAUCCAAUGCCAUACAUAAACCAAAUCAAACACAGGUUAGCUAUAAGCACACCCCGUUGCAGGACAACGCUGGUCCCUUGGUGGAGCAGAUGCAGCGCAUCAAGUGUCCGCGCUGCGGCAAAUGCAGCCGCGUCUUCUACUGUCAGGUGGAGGAGCAGCAAACGCCGCAGACGAUGCCCCAGCACAGGAUUGCUGCUGCCCUUUCGCAAACAUUACCAAACAACAAUUAUGUUGCCUUCAGCGAGACGAAACCAUCUCUGACGCGCUUCUAUUCCAUGGAUGAGAUGAGCAGAUCCUCGCCUCCGCCGCCGUAUUCGGUGGGUGAAUGCACUAGUGUCUUAUGUAAAUUUCGCUUUUGUGUUGAAUGCUGCGGUCUGCCGCAUCCGGGCAAGAAGUGUCUGGUCACCGAGAUGGGCACCCCAUCCAAGAUAAUGAUGCCCGCCGAGAAGGUGACGCCACCUAAGCGCAACCAAAAAACUGACUUCAAGCUCAGUCGUAAAAAGUCCCUGAAGCGUUUGAACUUUUAAGCCAGAAGAACAAAGCAACAUAAAAAGUCGAGAACAACCACAUUAUGUAUCCUUAGUUUAAGUUUAAGUAAUCGCAUUAUCGAAUGUUGCAAGGUUUUCAUGUUUAAAAAUAGUAUUAUAUAGUCGACACACAUUACAAAUUACAUCUCCAUUUUACUGUCAUGAAAUCGUAUUAGUUUUUCCGUUAUUGUAUUAUGUAUGCUGAACAAACAUUCUACCUCUGUGAGAUUAAUUAAACGUAAGACACUUUUUACAUUUUUUAAACGAUCUUUAUAAUUAAACAACCAAAAUGUCAAA
Drosophila grimshawi is the source of this 1652-nucleotide messenger RNA. RefSeq lists its product as uncharacterized. Gene Ontology annotation, cellular component: nucleus. The transcript has a single exon. Gene Ontology annotation, biological process: negative regulation of meiotic nuclear division; regulation of mitotic nuclear division. The coding region runs from base 105 to 1355 and encodes 416 amino acids. Lineage: Eukaryota; Metazoa; Arthropoda; Insecta; Diptera; Drosophilidae. The record is from RefSeq and is a predicted model, not a curated record.